AUGUCGGCGGGCGUGGGGGUGCGGGAGCGUUUGAAGGUGGUGCGCAGCCUCUGCAUAGCGGGCGGGGCGGGCUGCGCGCGCGCGGCUCAUCUCGCGGGCCCGCCCCGCCGCCCGCGCCCAACGCCCCGCGGCGGGCGCUGCCCCCGAGCUGCAACAGCCGACCGAUCAGCUCCAGCCAACGGGGUACGCGCCGUCACUAUGCCUCGGCCGCCAUUGGAG
Iphiclides podalirius (scarce swallowtail) is the source of this 219-nucleotide messenger RNA. Lineage: Eukaryota; Metazoa; Arthropoda; Insecta; Lepidoptera; Papilionidae. The record is from the annotation of a GenBank genome assembly.